UAUAGGCUGCGCUGCCGAUGGAUCUUCAUUGCAUAUCUGACCACCAGUGGAACAAGCCACUGACACAACCGGCCGUCAACCGUGUACAACACAGGAUUGUCGACGGAGUCGUAUACGGACAACAGUGACGUCUGAAACUAUAUUAUAUGUGUUUUUCACAGCAUUCAAACAAUCUGUGUUAUACGGACACCUGUGUACAACAACCACCACCAGCCAUGUUGAUGUAUCAGAUCCUGUCUGCGUUCUGUAGUGUGAUGCACGUGCCCAUAAUAUGCAGUGGAACAGAUGACCUUGGGUUCGAGCUUCUCUUCACUUCUAACCUAAGGGAAAUGCAUGAUGUGGCCUUGACCUUUGAUCAUCCAGCUCCACCCUGGCUCCGCGGAACGCUGGUGCGAAAUGGUCUUGGGUCGUUCUCCAACGGACCACGUAACUUUUCGCAUUCGUUCGACGCCUUUGCGAAGCUGGCUAGUUGGCGUUUUCCCGGAAACAACUCCGUCUUUUUCUCUACCAAGUUUCUCCGUACGCAUUUCUACAAGGACUCAAUGAAAGAAAAAACAAUCGCCCCAUACCUCCUAUUUCAAGGUGUAGAGCCGGAGUUUUCCCAAGUAGAGAAAUUUCAGGCACUGGUACGAGGCAUCGAUAACAUGAACGUCAACAUUUACGCCUUCACCGACAAUAAACGGAAUCUGACGGAAUACGUGGCUCUCAGCGACUUCUGGAAGUAUUACGUCUUCUACCCACGUGACCUAUCUACGGGCGGUGCCGUGUCGGCACACGUAUCUACUUCUUCUAGCGGGUUCGGGUUGUUAGGUUUUCUCAAUUUAUUGUCGUCUGCACACCCACUUCCGGAACCAGGAACCGGUCAUCACAUUACGUUCUUGUCGAGUGUCAGCGUAUUGCCAUGGACCAGUAGUGCCAUCAGUCUAAUAAGAAUUGUCUCCCCUACAAAGCGAGUAACCAUCUCUAGAUGGAACGUUGAUCGUGUGCCGUACAUGCAUUCCUUCUCCGUGACAGAGAACUACGCCAUUUUGUUUGCGAGCCCCUUCUAUGUGAACGUUAAGAAAAUGGUGCUCAAAGCCGAGCCUUUCGAUUGUCUGGAUUGGUAUCCCAAUCGGCCGACAACUGUGUAUGUGGUAGAGUUGAAAACAGGCAAAGUAACCUCCUUGACAACAGGCAAUGUCUUUGCCAUGCAUCAUAUAAAUGCCUUCGAGACGAGCGACACAGGUAUAAUAUUGGACGUGUCUGCCUACACAAGCCCCGAUUUCGUCAAGAAUUUAGAAAUGAAGGUUUUGACAGAUCCAAUCAAACGAAACCAGUUUGACGCACUUGCUCAAAUUAAACGCUACCACAUAUCCCUAGCCACAAAAAAAGUGAGAGUUGAGACAUUUAAAGGACCAGCCUACGCCCCCUACACGCCAAACAUCGACAUGCCGGCAAUCAACGAAAACUACCGAGCUCGGCCGUAUUGUUACGCUUACGGAAUCGUGUUGAAGAAAGACAACGUGACACUCAGUAAAAUUGCUCUGGUCAAGAAAGACCUAUGUAAACAGAAUGGGGACAAGGUGUGGUACGUCCCAUACCACUACCCCUCGGAGGCGUGGUUCGUGCCUAACCCCCGGGGCAAGGCGGAGGAUGAUGGUGUUCUGAUGCUACCCAUCCUGGAUGGCGUGCGGAGGACGACCUACCUGGCCGUGCUGGAUGCUCGUACGAUGGAGUUGACCAAUAGAGCAGACCUCCCAACUGUCAUCCCCUUCUCACUGCAUGGACGUUUCUUCCCGGAGAUCUACUGAGGUCGGAAUUAACGGGCUAGUUUCUGGGAAACAGCAGUAGACUACGUAAUACCUAAUGCGACGAAUAACCACAAAUGUUUUAGGGUUGGUAUGUUAAGGAGUAGUAUUUGUGUACGUGUCUGUGUUCUUUCGUCACCUCUUUCGUCACCCCUAUGGUCCUAUGGUCACCCCUUUCGUCACCUCUUUUGACACUCUUUGUCACGAUAGACUUGAUAAAGAAAAGGGGAUCGGCGAUAUAACGGAA
Molecule: messenger RNA, 2034 nt
Organism: Haliotis rufescens (red abalone)
Lineage: Eukaryota; Metazoa; Mollusca; Gastropoda; Lepetellida; Haliotidae
Product: carotenoid isomerooxygenase-like
Exons: 3
Coding region: 147-1790 (547 amino acids)
Biological process (GO): retinal metabolic process; carotene catabolic process
Molecular function (GO): carotenoid dioxygenase activity; beta-carotene 15,15'-dioxygenase activity
Source: RefSeq, a predicted model, not a curated record